Messenger RNA from Closterium sp. NIES-65, 1158 nucleotides. NCBI's taxonomy places the organism in Eukaryota, Viridiplantae, Streptophyta, Zygnematophyceae, Desmidiales, Closteriaceae. The record is from the annotation of a GenBank genome assembly.
AUGGCUACCCCUAGUGUCCUUACUUUUGAUGCUAAGGGCCGUGCCAUUGACUUUGAGGUCUGGGUUGAUGACCUCCAGCUGUUUCUCCAGUGCGAUAGGGCAGACGGCCUCUCCCUCUUUGACCUCACUUUUGGUGCCUCUCUUGCCCCUGCUGCUGAUGCUGAAGCCACUGUUCGCUCACAGUGGGCCACACGCGAUGCUGCUGCUCGUCUUGCUGUGCGUCGCCACUUAUCGACCACUGAGCGUGCACACUUUAGCCAGUACAAGAGUGCUCAGACCUUUCGGUCGGUGCGGCGUCUACCCCUAGCGGGAAGCGCCGCCCUAGCAAGGGCAAAGGGGGCAGGGGCGCUGGAGGAGCUAGCGGGGGCGGUGGAGGCGGCAGUGGAGGCGGCGGAGGGGGUGGGGGUGGCGGUGGGGGUGGCGGCGGGAGUGGAGGUGGAGGUGGCGGCAGUGGAGGCGGAGGAGGCGGCGGCGGUGGCGGCGGGAGCGGAGGUAGCGGAGGUGGCGGCGGUGGAGGAGGCGGUGGCGGAGGAGGUGGAGCUGGUCAGGGUGGCGCUGCGCAGAGGGUCGGCUCCGGUAGUGUGGGGUGGGGGGGCUGGUCUGUGCACCUACGUCCUACGCACCAGCGACCGCGCGGGUGAGCAGUGCGGGGGUGCGCACUCCACCCAGCGCUGCUUUGGCCGCCUGACGGACGCUUGGCGUCACCAGUUCCCGGAGGCCACUGAGAUCCCCCGCUGGGGUGAGCUGUCUAGGGCGGGAGUAGCUGUCUUUGACCUUGACUUUGAUGCUAUUCUUGCUGCCAUGUAUGCUGUGACUAUUAGUGAUGAGGGUGACUGUUACCGGUGUUUUCCGCCCGACCCGGGCAUUGAGACUGCUGCUCUAGGUACUGGUGAGGCUGCUGCUCUAGGUGCUAGCGAGGCUGCUACUCUAGGUGCUAGUGCGUCUGGGUCCUUAGGUGCUGGUGAGUCUGCUCUCUCAGGUACUGCGUCGGCUUCGGCCUCCCACACCUUCACCCUUGACUCGGGUGCUUCUCGCUCCUUCUUUCGAGACCGCACCACUCUCACGCGGCUUGGUCGGUCUGUUGCAGUCUCUCUGGCAGACUCCUCUGGGGGUCCUGUCCUCGCGGUUGUGCACGCGCGCCUUGUAGUGCGAACAUAA